Molecule: messenger RNA, 716 nt
Organism: Saccostrea cuccullata (small rock oyster)
Lineage: Eukaryota; Metazoa; Mollusca; Bivalvia; Ostreida; Ostreidae
Exons: 6
Coding region: 33-716 (227 amino acids)
Source: RefSeq, a predicted model, not a curated record
AUUAUAGCCUUUGAAAUCCAAUUCCUUUGGCCAUGAAGAAGAGGAAAAGAAUGAGCUGCUUUUCUGCUAAUAUAUUCAUUUCUUUGUUGAUUUUAUUUGCGCAGAAUGAAAGUGUGAGUUCUAAAAGCUGUUUGGCUAGUAUGCCAACAUUACAGCUUGUUGAAGAGUGCCCCAAAACAAAAGAGGAAUGGAAUAAAAGGUCAGACAAAAAACGAUGUGACAUGUUAGCGGGGACAUCUCAGUGUUCAUCCUUUGCUUAUCACUGUCUACUAAAUCAGAAUGGAAAUGAAACAGUGGAGGUCUGUGCACCAACAUGGUUUUUAUCAGGAUUCUGCGCAAUUUAUAAUACUGAUGAGUUUCGAGUAAUAGAUAACUUUAGCUUCGACUGCAAUAACAAUACAAAAAUAAAGAAAGGGGAUAGAUGCCCUUCCAGAUACAUCUCAACAGAGACAUACAAAUACCAGAUUUGUUACAGAAAAAGAGAAGUAAAAGAUCUGGAAUCUGACAGAAUUCACCAGUCAAAUAUGGAAGAGGGAAGUAGCCCAUUUGUCUUGACAACAGUGUUUAUUGUUCUUUUCAUCUUGGCACUCAUUGCGUCAAUUUUCCUAUGUGUAUUGUUACAUCGAGUCGGCUGUGACAAAAUAUGGAAGAACGAACAGACAUAUAGAAACAACACAAAUGUAUCCACGCGGGAAAAAUCCGUUUCUUGGAAAUAA